Suhomyces tanzawaensis NRRL Y-17324 is the source of this 411-nucleotide messenger RNA. RefSeq lists its product as uncharacterized. Gene Ontology annotation, cellular component: actin cortical patch. Gene Ontology annotation, biological process: negative regulation of Arp2/3 complex-mediated actin nucleation; actin filament debranching. The transcript has 4 exons. The coding region runs from base 1 to 411 and encodes 136 amino acids. Gene Ontology annotation, molecular function: Arp2/3 complex binding; actin binding. NCBI's taxonomy places the organism in Eukaryota, Fungi, Ascomycota, Pichiomycetes, Serinales, Debaryomycetaceae. The record is from RefSeq and is a predicted model, not a curated record.
AUGUCCAACCUCUACAGCUUCUCGACAGAAACACUCACGGCACUCCGCAAGUUCCGCUUUGGAAGUGCUCGCGUGCUGUCAAUGCAGGCCAUUAUAUACAUCAUCGACAAGGACACCUACGAGAUCAGAAGACAGGACGACGACAUCAUCGACAACGUGGACGAGUUGGUUGAGGAAUUGCCCGACAACACUCCUCGCUACAUCGUGUUGUCGUACCCCAUGAAGGCCAGCGACGGCCGCCUCAUGACACCUUUGGUGCUUUUGUACUGGAUCCCACCCACCUCGGGCCAGGAGAGCAGAAUGCUCUAUGCUGGAGCUGUCGAGCAGUUCAGAGAAAAGGCUGGUGUCUCCAAAUUGAUCAAGAUGGAGGAGGAGGAGGACUUCGAGGACCUCGAGGACCAGUUGAAGUAA